GGUGAAGAGCAGACGACGGAAAUUACGUCCGAGGGCGUUGGACACUACACGGGCAAAUCGGAACAGUCCCAAACCGGACCGAACCAGCUUGGUGCCGCAUGGCAGAUCUUUGGCUCGAACUCGAUGCGUCAAUCAGGGGAGGGACGCGUGGUGAAGACGAAACCCCGCAAACCGAAACCAUACCAGAAGGAUAUCCGGCCGCAGCUGCCACCGGGCAAAAUCAUGAUGGCACCGCCGAGGCGACGCACCUUUCACCAGGCAACGCAAUACCCGAAGAAUGCGUCGAUCGCUAUUGAUCGUAGUGCAGGACUGUCGCACCAUCCGAUCGGUAGCCAUGGGGCCGGCGGUAAUGUGUACGGUUCGAUGUCACACUACGACACCGUGUACGGUAUACGGGGCGUCGAGCGGCGGGAAAACGAUGGUUUCCGGCCGUUCGAGCGGUACGGCCCGAGCGCACAUCUAGGCCACUAUCACAUCCAGCCGGAGGAUGACAUCUUUCGGCCGGACGAAGAGCUGUUGAUGGAGUCGGGCGGAGGUGGUGGCAGUGCCGGCAAGGUUGACGGGCUCACCGGGAUCGAAAGCUGCGACAUCAAGUGCGAACCGCGCGAGUUCACCUGCGACAAGAGUUGUGCCUGCAUUCAUAUGGAUCUGCACUGUGACGGGCAGGCCGACUGUGUGCUGACCGAGGACGAGCAGAACUGCGAGAUCGUGCACCAGCGGCUAGCCCAGCAGAUAAAGGACAACUGUGAGACAAGCGGUACGCACGUCAUCUGUGCGACGACGCACACCUGCAUCUCGCGCGACUGGCUGUGCGAUGGGGACGACGACUGCGGUGACUAUACGGACGAAACGCACUGCGGCUCCAGGCUCGAGUGUACCGAGGAGAAGUUCGAGUGCCAGAAUGGGAUGUGUAUACCACGGGACUGGGUGUGUGAUGGUGACAACGACUGUAACGAUCUGUCGGACGAGAAAAACUGCACUAAACAGUGUACGCGGGACGAGUUUCGGUGCAAGGACGGUUCCUGCAUCUCGGCCUCGUUCCAGUGCGACGGCGAGACGGACUGUAUCGACGAGUCGGACGAAGCGAACUGUGACCGGCCGAUGCAAAGCUGCCCGGAGGGUGAGUUUAAGUGCAAGGGUGCGCUCGGUGGCAUGGGCGGACCGGGCGGACGGUGCGUGCUAAUGCGGUUCCGCUGCGACGGGGAUAACGAUUGUGGCGAUUGGAGCGAUGAGGAGAACUGUCCGAAGAAGCAGGUCGACUGUAUGAUCAACGAGUUUAAGUGCGACGAUGGCGAUUGCAUCCCGCUGCAGUGGAGGUGCGACGACAAGCAGGACUGCAACAAUGGGGAGGACGAGAAGAACUGUCCGGUGGAUCGGAUCGCUGGCCGGACCUGCUCGCCGGAUGAGUACACGUGCAAGGAUGGCCGUUGCAUUCUGCGAUCCUGGGUGUGUGAUGGAACGGCAGACUGUCGACGGGGCGAAGAUGAACAGGACUGUGACAUCAAGUGCGAGUUGAACCAGUUCCUGUGCCCAUCGGGCAGCCGGAACAGUACGCGCGACUCCGUAUGCAUCAAUCAGAAGCACGUCUGCGACGGACACACUGACUGUGCGAACGGUGAAGAUGAGAUGCGCUGCCCGAUCGUGCAUCCGUGCGGAGCACACUCACGCUGCGAACAGCUCUGCGUGACGGCUUACAGCGGGCGGGAAGAGUGCAUGUGCCGGCCAGGCUAUCUGCUCCACGGCAACGGUUACAAUUGUACCGACAUCGACGAGUGUACGAUCACCAGCAAUCCGGUCUGUUCGCAGGAGUGCAUGAACAUUGCGGGCAGCUUUCGCUGCUCGUGCCAGGCCGGGUACGUACUGCGGCCGGAUCAGCGCACCUGCAAAGCAGUCGGCGGCUCGGUAAAGCUGCUGAUGGCAAACCGGGCCGACAUACGGCAAGUCUCGCUCAGCAACAAUCAGUACACAUCGAUAGCGAAAGGUUUGCCGAAUGCUAUCGCACUCGACUACCACUAUCGGCAGGACCUGCUGUUCUGGACGGACGUUUCGAUCGAUGUAAUUAAACGGUCGCAUCUGAACGGGAGCGGUGUGCGUGACGUGAUCAAAUGGGGGUUAGAGUCACCCGGAGGGCUUGCUGUCGACUGGAUACACGAUCUACUGUUCUGGACGGAUUCGGGUACGCGCCGGGUGGAGGUGUCAACGCUGGAUGGGCAGAUGCGGGCAGUGAUUGCGGCGAGCGAUCUGGACAAACCGCGCGCCAUUGCCGUACACCCUGGCCGGGCCCUUGUAUUCUGGACCGACUGGGGUACGGCGCCGAAGAUAGAGCGUGCAUUUAUGGAUGGUUCCGAGCGGCAGACAAUUAUUGCGGAAGCUAUCUUCUGGCCAAAUGGACUCACGAUCGAUUACACCAGCAAUCGGAUCUACUGGGCCGAUGCGAAGCACGUCAUCGAGAGCGCAAACUUUGAUGGACGAGCUAGGCGCAAGAUACUGAGCAAUAAUUUGCCGCACCCGUUUGCACUAGCCCUGUUCGAGGACUCGAUGUACUGGACCGAUUGGCACACGAAAACGAUCUCGACUGCAAGCAAGGUAAAUGGACGCGGGUUUCGCGUUGUACACGAGGGACUCCACUUCCCGAUGGGCAUCCAGAGCUAUCACCCGUCCCGCCAGCCCGACUUUACGAACCGGUGCGCUAUGGAUAAGAGUGGCAGAAAAGGUGGCUGUUCGCAUUUGUGCUUACCGGCCCGUACCCAUCGUCGCUGUGCCUGUCCGAUUGGUCUAACGCUGCGGCCAGAUCAGAAGACGUGCUCAACCGUACCGGACAAGUUGCUGCUGAUCGCACGCAAGAAGGACGUACGGGUGAGGCAACUUGAUGCGGCAAAUCCGGUCGAUAUGGUACUACCGCUCGAUGGUAUCAAAUCGACCGUAGCAGUGGAUUGGUGUAGCCGCACGAAUGUCAUCUACUGGACGGAUGUGGGCAAAAGUAUGAUAAGCCGUGCGUUCAUUAACGGUAGCCAACAGGAAGCGAUCGUAAAAUCGAACCUGAUCUCCCCGGCGGGGCUCGCACUGGACUGGGUAACGGACAAGAUAUACUGGACCGAUCCGGGCACGAACCGGAUCGAAGCUGCUACCACGGACGGACGGCAGCGAGCGCUACUGAUCUGGGAACGGCUAGACAAACCGAGAGACAUAGUGGUACAUCCGGGCGAGGGGUACAUGUUCUGGUCGGACUGGGGCUCCAAUCCACUGAUCGAGCGUGCCGGCAUGGAUGGUAGCGCCCGAUUUACGCUCGUGUCGGAGAAUCUCCAGUGGCCGAACGGGUUAGCACUGGAUGUGGAUAAGCAGCGGCUGUACUUUCUCGACGGUGGUACGAAGUCGCUCGAGUACGUCAACUACGACGGCACUGGGCGGAAUCGGUUGAUUACCGAAGGUUUGAAGCACCCGUUCGGGCUGGACGUGUAUGAGAAGCGCGUGUAUUGGACGGAUUGGGACACGCACAGUAUACAGGUGGCAAACAUGUACAACGGGCAUGACCGACGCACCAUACUAGCGAACAACACCGACCUGAUGGAUAUCCGGGUGUUUCACCGUAAUAGGCGCGAUUCACGCAAUCCCUGUGCACACAAAAAUGGAGGCUGUUCGUACAUUUGUUUGCUGAAUCCAACUAGCUAUAGUUGUGCCUGUCCGAUUGGUAUCCAGCUCAAGGAUAAUGGCAAAACGUGCAAGAGUGGACCAUCGAACUAUCUCGUGUUUGCGCAUCGUACCGAGGUGCGCCAGGUAUCGCUCGACAGUGACUAUCAGAUCGAUGUCGUACUGCCACUACCACCGAUCUCGAACGUAGUGACGCUGGACGUUGAUAGACGCACGGGUGAAAUCUAUUGGGCGGACACGAUUGAGGACGUGAUCAUGCGCUCCACACCGGACGGUAUGCGUAUCAAGCAGAUCUACAGCGAGAGCAUGACCAGUGUGGAUGGACUCGUAAUCGAUUCGAUUGGUCGCAAGCUCUACUGGACGGAUGCUGGCCGGAAGGUGUUGGAGGUGAGCGAUCUCGAAGAAGGCAUCCGUAGUGCGCUGGUCUGGAAGGAGCUGGAACAACCGCGCGGUAUCGCACUCGACUACGAAUCCGGCUACCUGUUCUGGUCCGACUGGGGCGCGAAUCCACGCAUCGAGCGCUCCGACAUGGACGGUGAGAACCGGAUCGAUCUCAUCACGGAAGGGCUCGGCUGGCCGAACGGGCUUGCCGUUGAUCGGGCGGCCAAGCGCAUCUACUGGGCCGACGCACAGAUGAAAACAAUCGAGUCCUGCACGCUGAGCGGUGCGUCCCGGACGAAGGUGGUAGAGAAUCUGCCACAUCCGUACGCGCUCGCUGUCACCGCGCGCACCAUCUACUGGACCGACUGGAUCACCAAGGCACUGCACUCGGUACCGAAAUCGAACCCAGCCCACAUACGCAACGUAACGCACGGUUUGGAGGGCCUGAUGGACGUGAAGGUGGUGCAGGAGGACGAGGAACGCCAUCUGGAGAAUGUGUGCGGUGCGGGUAAUGGUGGAUGUUCGCAUCUCUGUCUGCGCAAUCCGACUGGCUAUUCGUGCAAAUGUCCGACCGGUUUAACAAUGCGUGAAGGUAGCACCACAGAGUGUAAAACCCUACCAGAUGAGUAUCUGCUGAUUGCGCUACGCUCCGGCAUAGGACGCAUCUCGCUCGAUACACCGGAUCUGUUCGAUGUGGUAUUGCCGAUAGAGGGCGUCCAUGGUGCCGUCGUGCUUGACUAUCAUUUCGACAGCAUGUACGUGUUUUACGCAGACGUGAACGUGGAUGCGAUCCGACGCGUCAACAUGCACAACUACUCCGACACGCAGGUGAUUGUGUCGAGCGCGCUAAACACACCGAACGGCAUCGCUGUUGACUGGCUGGCGGAUAACCUCUACUGGACGGAUACGGCACUGAAGAAAAUCGAGGUCGCCCGGCUGGAUGGUACGUGCCGGAAGGCGAUCCUUACCGAUGGGCUAGAUGAUCCACGGUCGAUCAUCCUCUACCCGAAGCGUGGCUUCGUCUUCUGGGCUGACUGGGGCCAAACGCCCAAGAUCGAACGCGCCUAUAUGGACGGUUCCGAGCGGCGCAGUAUCAUCGACUUUGAGCUUGGCUUCCCGACCGGUCUCGCAAUCGACUUUGACGCGAAGAAGCUCUACUGGGCGGACGCACUCCAGGAUCGGAUCGAGCUGUGCGAUUUCGAUGGUAGACGGCGCCAGCAGGUAGUGUCACACGCGACCCACCCAUUCGGUUUCACGCUCACCGCUACGCAUCUCUACUGGACGGACUGGUACAACAAGUCGGUGCUGCGUGCACCGAAGUACAGUGCGUCGAACGUGGAGGUUGCACGGUUCAGUUUGCGUGGUGCGCUAGAGAUACGUGCCGUGUCCGGACAACGGCAACCGCACGACUGGAACCCGUGCCGGCGGGAUAAUGGCGGCUGUUCACAUCUGUGUCUGUAUGCCGAGACGCGGUACGUGUGCGGGUGUCCGGAUGUGCCGGAUGCGCAUCACUGCGACCUCGAACCGACCUUUCUCGUGCAGAUGAAGCCGAACGAUGAGAUGAUGUCGGCGACGGAAGAGAAACCGAUCCGCUCGAACGGUUCAACCGUGCUGAGCAGCAGCCGCAUGCACGCGCAGCUAGUCAUCAUAGCGACCGCCAUCUUGGCCGGGUUGCUGAUAAUCGUUGUCAUCGCCAUCCUAGUGCUGAUUGUCAACUCGAAACGCAAGCAGAGUAAGAAAAGCUCGCGCAGUGCCAGCGAUGUGCUGACCUUUACCAAUCCCAACUACAACGGCAUCGAAGGUCUCUGCCAAACGGGCGAUGCAGGGUCGUCGCGCAACACCAUCUGGAAGCGGCUAAAGUAUGAUCGUGCACAGGAGCGAGUGUUUGAGGAGAAGUACCUGGGCGUUCAGCACCAUGGAACGAGCAAUGGAAGCUACCUAGCGUCGACACCCACGUCCCAGAUCACACCAGUGUCGGCUGUUCUUCCCGUUUAAGGUGUA
Messenger RNA from Anopheles maculipalpis, 6030 nucleotides. RefSeq names its product low-density lipoprotein receptor-related protein 4 (gene Lrp4). The record is from RefSeq and is a predicted model, not a curated record. The transcript is spliced from 9 exons. NCBI's taxonomy places the organism in Eukaryota, Metazoa, Arthropoda, Insecta, Diptera, Culicidae. Bases 124 to 6024 code for a protein of 1966 amino acids. Gene Ontology annotation, molecular function: calcium ion binding; protein binding.